Esox lucius (northern pike) is the source of this 1673-nucleotide messenger RNA. Its product is annotated as uracil-DNA glycosylase. Bases 156 to 1064 code for a protein of 302 amino acids. Gene Ontology annotation, cellular component: mitochondrion; nucleus. NCBI's taxonomy places the organism in Eukaryota, Metazoa, Chordata, Actinopteri, Esociformes, Esocidae. The transcript has 7 exons. The record is from RefSeq and is a predicted model, not a curated record. Gene Ontology annotation, molecular function: uracil DNA N-glycosylase activity. Gene Ontology annotation, biological process: base-excision repair; base-excision repair, AP site formation via deaminated base removal.
UAAACCUCCUUCAUGCGUCAUUACAGGUUGGCGGGAAAUAUUCUGCUGGAGAAAGCUGUCGAUUCAAAACAAGCUUCAGUGAAGAAAGGAGGGUUACCAACAACAAGGAAAGCAAUCGUAAAUUCCGCUAGUUACAAGUAAUACAGGGUAGUAGAAUGAUAGGGCAGAAAACAAUACAUUCUUUUUUUUUGCCAAUUUCGAAGAAGAGAACUUCGGAAAAGGAGCAUGAAGACGGAGUGGAUGCCCAAGAGCACGUUGGACAGGUGAAGAAACUGAAACGAUUAAGCAAUGAGACGCCGGCAUUGCCUUCUUCAGUUGCCUUGAGCCCGGAACAACUGGAUCAGAUCUUAAAAAACAAGAAUGCUGCGCUUUUGAGACUGGCUAAUAAAGCACCAGAGGGAUUUGGGGAGAGUUGGCGAAAGAGUUUGGCCACUGAGUUUGGCAAGCCUUACUUUAAAAACUUGAUGUCCUUUGUUGAUGGAGAGAGGAAACAACACACUGUCUACCCACCACCUGAGCAUGUUUUCACUUGGACACAGAUGUGUGAAAUCCAAGAUGUAAAGGUUGUAGUUCUUGGCCAGGAUCCUUAUCAUGGUCCAAACCAAGCCCAUGGGUUAUGCUUCAGUGUGCAGCACCCUGUCCCACCUCCACCCAGCUUGGUAAACAUGUAUAAAGAAUUGGCAUCUGACAUAGAAGGCUUCAUGCACCCUGGACAUGGAGAUCUGACUGGAUGGGCUAAACAAGGUGUCUUGUUGCUCAAUGCUGUGCUGACUGUCCGAGCGCACCAACCCAACUCUCACAAAGACAAAGGCUGGGAAACCUUCACUGAUGCUGUAGUGCAUUGGCUCAGCACUAAUCUGGAGGGCCUUGUCUUCAUGCUGUGGGGGGCCUAUGCUCAGAAGAAGGGAGCAGCAAUUGAUAGGAAACGUCACCAUGUCCUCCACACUGUACACCCCUCUCCAUUGUCUGCUCAUCGGGGAUACUUUGGAAGCAAGCACUUUUCCAAAACCAAUGACAUCCUGAAGACUUCAGGGAAGGAGCCCAUAGACUGGAAGGCACUUUGAAGUGUUCCACACUACCUUACUUUCAGGGCAUGGGUUCCCAACUACAAUACACUUGGCUGAUCACUACUGACCACAAAUCAUAAGCUUAAUGUACAAUUGUUGUGAUAUAUCUGGGUAAAGUGAAUUUGUUUUCUGCAGUGGGCUAUACAUACAUGUCAUGUAGACACAUGAAAAUGUUCUUUCUUGUUGGCAGUUUGCACCCUUUAGAAUUGCUUUGGAUUGUAUCUACAUCCAACCUAAGUUCACCUGUAUUCCUAAGUUUUACUUGGUUGCUUUAUGAGAAACACAAUUUCAACAAAAAUGGCUACCUCAUCAACAAGCGCUGUUCAUAAGUAUGUCGUCAUCUCAGACAUUGCUGAAGCCUAACAUCUUGGAGUAGGAUAGGAAUUUUAAGCUAAUCAAAUCCCAUGCAUGUUUUAGCAGUCUGUCAAUCUAUGAUAGUGAAUGACAUUGCUCACAAACUUUGGUGAAUCCAUGCAAUGUCUGAGCCAGGGAAUGUGCCUGGUCUGUCAACAGCAGUUACAUGAUGUAGCUGUUCUGUAAAUGUUAAACUGUUCAGUAUUUCCUGUUGCGCUUCCUUUUAAAAUAAACUUUAUUUUAUACAAUUCA